AUGCAUCGGCCCAAACCGCUCGCAGCCAGCGAGGCUACACCAUUGAAGCCUGUGGCGCGUCUCUAUGGUGGCACUCCGCAGUCAACUGAACGUCUCAUCAAGCCCUUUCGUUGUCCCGGCUCCGCCACCGUGUCGCGAGUGUCAGAGAAGCCUGCGAGAAAGAGGAGGAAGGUGGAUUACUCUGGUGCCGGCGGCGAGGAUGGCGAGAGCGACAAGCCGUAUUCGAACGAGGAUCGGUUGGCCCUUGCCACACGGGACGCAAACCGAUUCCCAGUGUUCAAACCCAAAGACAAGGAGACUGCUUUCAAGACAAAGUUCACCGUGCCUCUAGUCAACAAGGACACUGGGACAUACAAUCCACAUCGACCAGCUCCGCUGCUGGGCAUGCGAAUAGGAACUGUCUUUGUAGCGCGACCGCUGCACGAUCCCAGCGGUGAAUUUGCGAUAGUAUUGUACGAUCCUACUAUCGACGAUAAGCCGGAGCCGAAGCAAGAACCCGAGCCCAAGGAAAGCCAGCCCGACAAGAAAGAAUUGGAUGCCCCGUUAGUCCACAAGAGCUUGGCCGAGAUAUUAGGUUUGAAGAAGAAGGUCGAUAACGAGCGUCCGCGCGUACCAGUAGUCAUAGAUCCUAGGCUCGCCAAGGUCUUGCGACCGCAUCAAGUUGAAGGUGUCAAGUUCUUGUACCGAGCCACCACUGGCAUGAUUGACCCCAAGGCGAACGGUUGUAUCAUGGCUGACGAGAUGGGCCUCGGAAAGACGUUGCAGUGCAUCACACUCAUGUGGACACUGCUGAAGCAAUCACCAGAAGCUGGUAAAUCAACGAUACAGAAAUGUGUCAUAGCAUGUCCGUCAAGUUUAGUAAGAAACUGGGCGAACGAGCUUGUCAAAUGGUUGGGAAAGGACGCUAUUACACCUUUUGCAAUCGAUGGCAAGGCGUCGAAAGAGGAACUCAUCCAACAAAUACGCCAAUGGUCCAUCGCAUCCGGGCGUGCAGUCGUUCGACCGGUAUUGAUUGUGUCAUAUGAAACACUUCGCCUUUACGUUGAAGAGUUUGGACAGACAUCCAUCGGAUUGAUGCUUUGCGACGAAGGGCAUCGACUGAAGAAUGGGGACAGCUUGACUUUCACAGCUUUGAACAGCCUAAAUGUACAGAGACGGGUCAUCCUCUCCGGUACGCCCAUUCAGAACGACCUCUCCGAGUAUUUUGCCUUACUCAACUUUGCAAAUCCGGGUUAUCUGGGCACACGCAUGGAGUUCCGCAAGCAGUUUGAAAUACCCAUUCUCAAGGGCCGCGAUGCCAACGGAACAGAUGCCGACAUCCAAAAGGGUAACGAGCGUCUUACUGAGCUACUGGGUCUGGUCAACAAGUUCAUCAUCAGGCGAACCAACGACAUUCUCUCCAAGUAUCUACCGGUCAAGUACGAGCACGUUGUUUUCUGCAACCUCGCGCCGUUCCAGAAGGAUCUGUACAACCAUUUCAUCAAGUCGCCCGAUGUACAAAGCCUGCUCCGAGGCAAAGGCUCACAACCGCUCAAGGUUAUCGGCAUGCUCAAGAAGCUGUGCAAUCACCCCGACCUACUCAACCUGCCGGAAGACUUGCCGGGAUGUGAGGACAAGCUGCCUGAAGAUUUUGUACAGAAGGAUGCCAGAGGCCGAGAUCGUGAGGUCAAGGUAUGGUACUCCGGAAAGAUGGCCGUUCUGGAUCGUAUGUUGGCCCGCAUUCGCGCCGAAACAAACGACAAGAUCGUCCUGAUCUCCAACUACACUCAAACGCUCGAUAUCUUCGCCGCGCUCUGUCGCUCACGUGGAUAUGGUUGCUUCCGCUUGGAUGGCACAAUGAAUGUCAGCAAGCGGCAGAAACUGGUUGAUAAGUUCAACGAUCCGGAGAGCCCAGAGUUUGUUUUCCUCCUUUCCUCCAAGGCUGGUGGAUGUGGUCUUAACCUCAUCGGCGCCAACCGUCUGGUUCUCUUUGAUCCCGACUGGAACCCAGCUGCUGACCAGCAAGCUCUCGCUCGUGUGUGGCGUGAUGGCCAGAAGAAGGACUGCUUCGUGUACCGCUUCAUCACUACGGGAACGAUUGAAGAGAAAGUCUUCCAACGCCAAUCUCACAAGCAAUCACUCUCUUCUUGUGUUGUAGACUCUGCGGAGGAUGUGGAGCGGCAUUUCAGUCUCGACUCGCUUCGCGAACUCUUCCAAUAUCGCAAUAACACCACUAGCGAUACACACGAUACAUUCAAAUGCAAGAGGUGUCGGAAAGAAGAUGGCAGGCAAGUCAUCAAGGCUCCUGCAAUGUUGUAUGGCGAUACGAGUACUUGGAAUCAUUAUGUCAACGAUGGAGAGAAUGGCCCACUGGGCAAGAUCCAGGAUUUGUUGCUUAGACAGGAGACGGCCAACGAUUUGAAGGACGUCAGUGCUGUGUUCCAGUACAUCAGUCAUUGA
Molecule: messenger RNA, 2439 nt
Organism: Exserohilum turcica Et28A
Lineage: Eukaryota; Fungi; Ascomycota; Dothideomycetes; Pleosporales; Pleosporaceae
Exons: 1
Coding region: 1-2439 (812 amino acids)
Biological process (GO): reciprocal meiotic recombination; double-strand break repair via synthesis-dependent strand annealing
Cellular component (GO): nucleus
Molecular function (GO): hydrolase activity, acting on acid anhydrides; DNA translocase activity; ATP-dependent chromatin remodeler activity
Source: RefSeq, a predicted model, not a curated record